UGAAGCUGCGUCCGCGAUGGAGGCCGCCUCUUCCUGAUUCCCCAAACCGUUUGCCCCUUUCCCUGUAGCGAAUCUCACCUCCCGAACCAACUCGGGCUCGCCGGCGGCGACCGCCGCCGCGCCGGCUGCGUGAUGGAGCUGUCGUCUGCUUUCGAGGAGCGCGUCCGGCAGAUGGAGGACGCGCGCAACCACUGCAUGACCCGCCUCCAAGCCGAGAAGGAGAUCCAGGCCGCCAAGUCCCGCCUCCUCGCCGCCAAGGUCGCCGCCGCCCGCCGCCUCGAGGGCCGCCGCCUCCUCCUCGAGCGCCGCGCCGCGGACCUCGCCUCCCGCGCCCUCGCCGCCCGCGCCGGCAUCGACGCCGCCAACGCGCGCCGCCUCGCCGUCGCCCGCGACAUCAGCUCGACCAACGGCGAGAUCGAGGAGGCGCAGCGGAAGGCGGAGGAGUGGGACCGCUUCUACGAGUCCAAGAGGAAGGAGAUGGAGGAGUUCCGGGCGAUGUCGCAGCAGUUCGAGGCGGGAGCUCGUCAGGAAGUGCAGAGGCUCAAGGCCUCUGUGUCUCAACUGCAGGCAGCCCUGCAGGAGCUGCAGAGCGGCGGGUUGCGCUCGGACGACGCCGGGAUCGGGACCGCGGAAGCCAGGAAGGCCGACCUCAUGGCCAAGAAGGCGAAGCUGGAUGUGAGCCUGGCUGCUGCCCGACAGUUCAGAGCACUGCUUCGGCAGCAGCUCCAGAAAGCCUUCGCGUCACAGGUUAGGGAUCAAAAGGCAGCACAAAACUGACUAGUAUGUGGUACUCCAAGCUAAACGACCUUCAUUAGCUAGCUCAAUCGCUACGGAUUAAGGAUGCAAGCGUCGCGGACUAGCGGACAAUAACAUAGUACAAAUGUAGUGUUAAUUCUAGGCAGAUGUUGAGCAAAUUUUGAACUGAUGGAUGAGUUUCGUUGAACGAAGCGGGCUGCAGCUUGCACCCCUGCUACUGAUGAAACGAACUUUAAAUGUCUACAGGCAGAUACAUGCUUUUUUUUUAUUUCAGUCUUGUUUAGAACACUGAAAUUCUCCGGAUUCCAAUCUUUGCCACUCUGCUGGGUCUGAGACCAAAUAUUGUAGAUAACAUGUUGUAAUUCAAACGCUAGAUGAUCAACAGCUAACCCAUCAUUGAGGCCACAGCAGCUUAGUGCUUCCUCGGCUUCUCUCUCUAGACUAAGAUGUUUUACUUGUUGCAUUGGUUCUUCGGCGCUGCUAUACACACGAUGCCUGCACACCGACGCCGUCGCAAUGCCAACAGCGAGCAUGCUCGCAAGAGCGCUGUUGGGGAGGGAGCAUCGUUUGUAGGUCGUCCGGAGACUGUCGUGUGUGAAGCAAUUUCCUUGGUUCUUCUUGUUCUUACUUCCGUUGUCCUGGCAUGUGUAGGACAAGAUGUUUUCCUCAUUGCAAACCGAAAGUCGUCUGAAUUCUUUAACAUAUCUUAUUUUCAUCAAUUCCAAGUAAGUUGGAUGUGCCUGAAUAUAUGUAACUAGUGCUGCUAUUUUCUUCUUAAUGAGCCCCAUUAGAGGUUCUCCCCUAUGCUAUUGUGAAUAUUUUAUUUGUGAUUACAUACAUUGGGUUUUCUCUUUUUAA
Molecule: messenger RNA, 1614 nt
Organism: Aegilops tauschii subsp. strangulata
Lineage: Eukaryota; Viridiplantae; Streptophyta; Magnoliopsida; Poales; Poaceae
Source: RefSeq, a predicted model, not a curated record